GUUUAUCAUGACAGCGAGGAAGGUCAGAGAUACAUACAGUUUUAUAAGCUAGGGGAUUUCCCCUAUGUUUCCAUCUUAGACCCACGGACAGGUCAGAAGCUAGUAGAGUGGCACCAAUUGGAUGUAUCUUCUUUCUUGGACCAAGUAACAGGGUUUCUAGGUGAACAUGGGCAACUGGAUGGACUUUCUAGCAGCCCUCCCAAAAAAUGUGCCCGAUCAUUUCCCUUCUGAAAACUCCCCAUCCGCCUGCCUCCACGAGUGUGCACUCCUACCCCAACGCCCUGGCAUUCCCCUACUCUGGAGCACCAAACUGUCACAGGACCAAGGGCCUCUCCUCCCACUGAUGCCAGGCAACAUGGAGAGCCUCAUAGAUGCCAGUGAAGACAGCCAACUGGAAGCUGCCAUCAGAGCCUCCUUGCAAGAGACACAUUUCGACUCAGCACAGGCAAAACAGGAUAGCCGCUCAGAUGAAGAGUCUGAAUCGGAACUUUUUUCUGGCAGUGAGGAAUUCAUAUCGGUUUGUGGCUCUGAUGAAGAAGAGGAGGUAGAGAAUCUUGCUAAGUCCAGAAAGUCUCCUCAUAAAGAUUUGGGGCAUAGAAAAGAGGAGAACAGAAGGCCACUGACAGAGCCCCCAGCCAGAACUGAGCCUGGCACAGCCACAAACCAUCAAGGAUUGCCAGCCAUGGAUUCUGAGGUCUUGGAGAUGUCACCUGAAAAGUCAGAUGGAAUAGUGGAGGGGAUAGAUGUAAAUGGACCAAAAGCACAGCUGAUGCUGCGGUACCCAGAUGGAAAAAGGGAACAGAUUACUCUUCCAGAGCAAGCUAAAUUACUGGCUCUGGUGAAGCAUGUCCAGUCUAAAGGAUAUCCAAAUGAACGUUUUGAACUUCUCACCAACUUCCCUCGGAGGAAGCUCUCUCAUCUGGACUAUGACAUUACCUUACAAGAGGCUGGCCUCUGUCCUCAAGAGACUGUCUUUGUACAGGAAAGAAAUUAACACCAUGGCCUGACCUCUCUCAGCUUACCCCCUUUUCUCUCUUCCUGUGAGAUACCAUGUCACUUAAGUAUGCAUUUUGGCUCAUAGGACUAUAGAGCCAAAGCUGGGCAAGCAAGUCACCUGCCUUUUCUCUAUCUCUUUCUGUCACUUGUAAAUCAUUCUCCUUCCCUUAUCUCUGUCUUCUUUCUUCCUUUCUCACUUUGUUCUUUCUUACCAAAUGUGGUGACCAAAUGGAAGUGUAAGAAUAAGGAUAGCAUCUCUCCUAGUGCUGGCAGCACCAAAUGUGGCUCUAAUCAGUGGUCUCUUGCAUGACACCUUUUGGGGACCUAGUGUUAUUACUUCUAGACUCUGUUGACAAAGAAUGGCUAGAAUCAGAAUUAAAACGGCCCCCAUUUUUGGUAGGAAAAGGAAAUUCUUUUAACAUGAAGUUUGUUCAUCAUGUAGGAAGAUGUCAUGAUGAAAUACCCAGGCUUUUGUUCAUGUGGGAAAAGCAUCCUUUAUACUGUUGGUCAUCAUACUUAAAAUUUCUCUGAAGGUUUCCCAUCUUCUAGUUACAAGCUGUUUCCAUGAUGUGUGUUUUGGCAGAAUCAGUGCUCAGUGUAUUGUGUGUAGCACAGGGUGGUUUUCAAUGUCCUAGCCUGCAACACUUUCCUUUAUUAAUACUCUAUCACUUAUCUUCCUCUUUUCACUCCUAGGAUGAAACUUUAGUAAGCAUCUUGUGUCUGGACUAGGAAGGUGCUUGCUGGUUUUGCCUGCACAGCAAAUUAGUUCCUUUGCUCCAUUGUCUGACGUAUUCUGUAGGAAGGCAGGUGUUCAAUAAUCAUGUAGUACGAUGGCUUUGUAAUUGUAACCACUGUGGUUAUUGAUCGUCCUAUGUGCUUAAGGCAUACUUGGGUGUGUCCCAGCGUUCAGUGGGGUGGGAGGUGGGGACAAAAGCCUGCAGCUGAGAGUUGCUAACGAUGUUCUUUUGGUUAGAAAUAGUGAUUUGUUUUUACCCCCAAUUGGAAUAAUAUCUAAAAUGUUUAAUAACUAAUUGGCUUUAAUUCCUCAUGCUGUUUUAUUUUAGAAAAUAUCAAAACUCAGUCUCUGAGAGGAAGACCUUCAAACUUGGUCCAUACGACAGCAGUUAGUAAGAGAGAGAUUACUGGUAAUCGUCAGAUGUGAGUUUUUUUUUUCUGCCAACAGAAGUCACAUUCAAAUUGUAUUUGGUGAAAGCUUUUCAGUGUUACUUAGAAGAGGCCACCUGAGCCUACGUAGUACUAUUCCUCAGCUUCACUCCAUGCUCGGUUCUUUCCUUGAGCUUUAAGUAGAGUUCUCUAGCAGGGCGGGCAGAGUGAUUUGGUGGGAAAAUCAGAACCAUGUCUGUAGAAUGACCUGUCUCAUCAGUUGAAGAUCCGGAGGAUUCUUGAACCUGUACACAAUCCAAAUUGUGAUUACUCAGGAAUCUUUAGAUUCCUGUGUACCUGCACACCUCUCUCUUGGCAACUAGGGAUUAAAAAGAUAAGCUAAAAGAUGUGGUGUGUUGCUAGUAUGCAAUUAUAGAAUGUGGUUAUUAAUGGUUGGAUUUUGAGGGACCUCCCUAAAGAAUGGGUUAUGUAUCUCCAAAGGAAAUCAUGGAAAAUUCUGUUAUUUUUCAGUGAGUCCUUUUGAAUUAAUGUUCUUACUUUUUUUCUAAGUCUGUGUAAGUGCUUAUGUAUAAGUAUAUAAUUGUAUAAAUAUUUAUAAAUAUAUUUAUAUAAUUACAAUUUCAUUUAUACCUUGA
Rattus norvegicus (Norway rat) is the source of this 2756-nucleotide messenger RNA. The record is from RefSeq and is a predicted model, not a curated record. NCBI's taxonomy places the organism in Eukaryota, Metazoa, Chordata, Mammalia, Rodentia, Muridae.